GCGUGCAGCAAGGGCGUCGCUAUGGUGCUGGAAGCUUUGGCGCGGACUUACAAAGCUCCGUUCCUUACUAGCGAUGCCGUUAGCGCAGGCUCGGGCGGGCGGCAGGCGGCGGGCGGGCCGUGGGAGGUACCGUUAGUGACGUCACAGUUAUGACGUCGCAGUCGUGACGUCAGACAGCGCGAUAUAGCCACCAGCCUCGGCGGCGGCGGCCUCAGUAUCGCACCGCCCGUCCGACAGCGCGUACUUCCGCGCGUACCCUUGUUACUUCGACUACCGCUAACUGUGAGUGAGUGCGCGUGCAGUGAGUGCUAUGUGCUCGGCCGCAUGAGGAUCCUGUUAAGCGAACUAGGACUAUCUGGCGCGUGCCUCGGUUUGACCCUGGAGCCGUGCGCCGCCUCUGAGGACUCCGACAAACCAGCGCCAGGUCAGCGCCCGCACGACGAUUCGCCUCCCUCUACUUCUGUGUUUAUUUUCGCUUUCGUUGUGUAGAACCUCUGGGUGUUGUAGACUCUGUGUGGAACUGUUGUGACGAUGGCCAUCGGCUAGAAUGCGAGGUGCGUUGCUGACGCCCUCCAGCCAAUUUUGCGGCCUUAGACAAUUUAUUUUCACACGGUCGAGCGCAAUAGAGUCGCGCUCGCCAAGCGCUUUUUCACCAAACUCAUCCAGCAUGCUACUGCUGCAGACACAAAGCAACUACAGUUCGUCCUUCAUUGAUCUUCUGUCAUCGCAAUAUCAAGAAGAUUCCUCAGAAAUCUUAGACGAGAAUUUAGAUCCUUUUCCGGACGUAGAAUUUCAUGCUCCGGUUCCUCCUGAAAUUAAAUCUCAACGAACUACGCCAGUGAGCGAAACACCAUCACCAACGCCAGGCCCUGCUUUACCAAGUUUUGAGGAAACAUAUUCAGUUCGGUAUCCAAAACAAGAGAUGGCGGAAUUUGGAAUAAAAAUGGAUGAAGAUUGUUACAACAUUGGCCCAUAUUCUCACCAAGGGCACGCACCCACACAAUUACUGUAUCAAUAUCAUCAACCUUCUUUACCCUAUGUACCGUCGCCCUAUUACGCCCCGGCUCAACCUUGUAGUCCUACGUUCGAUACCGGAGGCGUUACCCCUACACAGGACUCAUACUCUUUACCUCCAUUCCCAAGUACAGCAGAUUUACAUAUUACGACGGAUCAAAAUUCACGGCAAAGACGAGCUUCUUUACCCGUACAAAGAUCAGAAUCUAGCAGUUCGAAUGAAAGCCCUAAAUUACACGGUGGUCGCGUACACUGCAUGCAAGCGUCAACUCCUAGUUCAGCAGCAAGUUCUCCAGGUGGGGCACCUCAAGAUAGUGUAGGAACAAGAGCAGCCCCACAAUCACCAAGUCAGUUAUGUGCCGUUUGUGGAGAUACUGCUGCUUGUCAGCAUUAUGGUGUCCGUACUUGUGAAGGAUGCAAGGGAUUCUUUAAAAGAACUGUGCAAAAGGGGUCUAAAUACGUAUGUUUAGCUGAAAAGUCCUGUCCAGUAGACAAAAGAAGACGCAAUAGAUGUCAGUUUUGUCGUUUUCAAAAAUGUCUUGCUGUAGGAAUGGUUAAAGAAGUAGUAAGAACGGACUCAUUAAAGGGAAGACGCGGAAGAUUACCUUCUAAACCAAAAUGUCCGCAAGAAUCACCUCCAAGUCCACCAAUCUCUCUAAUAACAGCUCUUGUCCGUGCGCAUGUUGAUACUUCUCCUGAUUUUGCUAAUUUAGAUUAUUCGCAAUAUAGGGAACCUAAUCCGAUGGAACCACCAAUGUCAGAUGUUGAAGUAAUUCAACAAUUUUACUCAUUGCUGACGACGUCCAUCGAUAUGAUUAAAGUGUUUGCAGAAAAAGUACCUGGUUAUGGUGAUUUAUGUCCCGAGGAUAGAGAACAGUUAUUUGCAUCCGCUCGUCUGGAAUUAUUCGUUCUUCGACUUGCUUACCGGACUCGUCCUGAAGACACCAAGCUCACUUUUUGUAAUGGACUCGUGCUUGACAAACGCCAAUGCCAACGCUCCUUUGGAGAUUGGCUUCAUGCAGUACUUGACUUCAGUAACACUUUACACUCAAUGGACAUUGAUAUAUCUACGUUUGCUUGUCUUUGCGCCCUUACUUUAAUCACAGAGAGGCAUGGGUUAAAAGAGCCUCACCGUGUGGAACAAUUACAAAUGAAGAUAAUCGGCUGCCUUCGAGCUCAUAUGCCCGGAGGAGGUGGAGUUGGUGGUGCCGGUGCACCUCAUUUUAGUCGAGUCCUCGGUGCGUUACCAGAGCUGCGUUCCUUGUCAGUGCAGGGUCUUCAGCGUAUUUUCUAUUUAAAACUUGAAGAUUUAGUACCAGCACCCCCACUUAUCGAAAAUAUGUUCCGAGCAAGCCUACCUUUCUAGAAAGUUUGAACUUAGUUCAUGUAGUAUCUGCGGAUUUCACCGCUCCCGAAACUCGUCCCUCACUUAUCUAGAGCCGACUCCGUUAUUUUUAUAAUUAUUUACUUAAAUUUAAAAUAUUUUUCGAUAGGCUAGGUUAAUAACGUAGAGUUCGAUCUCCAAGGCAUCAUCGGUUCAUGCUUAUAGUAUGAAUUUCAUUAUAAUUAAUUUAAAUUGAAAAAUUUAUACUUAAGUUGUAAUAUUAACGUACGGUUAAGAUUAAUUUAUUGUUAUUGUAUAUUUGUGUGUGAUUCAGUUAUAUCUUUUAAAAUAUCUACUUAGUAGUCUGCAUUUGAGUUACCGCUCGUGAUCAAUGGCAUCUCGUCGUACAAAUAUUCCUAUGUUAUUUACUUGUGUAUUAUUUUAAUAAGAAAAAUCUAGUCACAAGACUUAUAAAUGUAAAAAUUUGGCUUAUGGGUCACCGAUUUUUUAUAGUAUUUUACAAAUAAUUAAAGCAUUUGUUGAUGUCAAAACACGAUUGUGAUAAACGGAGAGCAGAACGUUUUUCGACCAGUGUUGCGUUUCUUCGUUUGUCUGAUAGGUACAUGACAUUGAGUCGAAACGGAAUUAUUGAUAGAAGUUACCUUUUAGGUUUACAUAAUUUUAACGCUUGGUCGUUUAUUUCGUUUUGACAAAAUCUUGCGUCUAAGAUCAGGGAAAAAGUUCAGCAUGAUAUAAACUCCUUCAACUCCUACGUGUCUUAUAAAGUACCUUCGUAGAUAGGUAGCUUAGAUAUUCCUUAAAGUAUAUUGUAAUAUUUCGAAAUGUAGUUUUAAAACAUAUCAGUGUAUUUUAAAUAUGUUUAAAGUACACACAGAAGUUAAUUACGUAUGAGUACAUAAUAUAGUUAAAGUUAUAAUACUUAUACAUUAUAAUUAACUAAUAUAUUAUGACGUUCAAAUUAAUGUGGUAACCCAUGUGUGCAAUUUAGUACAUUUUAAAUGGGUGAUGAUCCUUAAUGGACCAAAUAGUAUAUACAAACCUUAAUAACAAAAUUCUAGAUCUAUUAAUUUUCAAAAGACCGUUAUAAAUA
Messenger RNA from Zerene cesonia (dogface butterfly), 3449 nucleotides. RefSeq names its product probable nuclear hormone receptor HR38 (gene Hr38). The record is from RefSeq and is a predicted model, not a curated record. Gene Ontology annotation, biological process: cellular response to corticotropin-releasing hormone stimulus; regulation of transcription by RNA polymerase II. NCBI's taxonomy places the organism in Eukaryota, Metazoa, Arthropoda, Insecta, Lepidoptera, Pieridae. Gene Ontology annotation, molecular function: RNA polymerase II cis-regulatory region sequence-specific DNA binding; nuclear receptor activity; nuclear glucocorticoid receptor binding. The transcript is spliced from 4 exons. Gene Ontology annotation, cellular component: transcription regulator complex; nucleus. The coding region runs from base 548 to 2380 and encodes 610 amino acids.